CAACGAGUAGACGUCAAUGAAGAUGACUCGUUUAAGAGUAAUCGGACAGUGUUUCUCAUUCGUUUUCCUGAUCUUCGCGAGUCUCGUUAGUCACGUGACUUCGACUAAUAGACCGAACAUUAUUUUUAUUUUAGCCGACGAUCUGGGAUGGAACGACGUUGGAUUUCAUGGCUCAGGACAAAUACCAACGCCGAAUAUCGAUGCUCUUGCGUAUUCAGGAUUAUUACUAGAUAAAUAUUACGUAACUCCGAUCUGUACGCCUUCCAGAAGUGCUUUGAUGACCGGCAAAUAUCCAAUACAUAUUGGAAUGCAACAUGGUGUUCUUAAAGGAGCCGAACCAAGAGGACUUCCUCUCAACGAGAAAAUUCUACCGGAGUAUCUUCAAGAUCUCGGUUAUAGUACGCACAUAGUUGGUAAAUGGCAUUUAGGAUUUUAUAAGAAAGAAUAUACACCGACCUAUCGUGGCUUUAAUAGUCACGUUGGAUACUGGUCGGGCCAUCAUGAUUACUUCGACCAUACUGCCGUCGAGGAACCUUACUGGGGUUUAGACAUGAGACGUGAUCUGAAGACAGCGUGGGAGUUACAUGGUCAAUAUUCAACUGACGUCUUCACGCAGGAGGCCGUGCAACUGAUAGAGAAUCACAAUGCCACUCAACCGUUGUUUCUAUAUAUAGCUCAUGCUGCUGUUCAUUCCGGGAAUCCUUACAAUCCUUUGCCGGCACCUGAUUUUGAGGUUGCCAGACAUACCUCGAUUGCCGACUACAAUCGUAGACGAUUCGCUGGUAUGUUAACUAAACUCGAUCAGUCGGUAGGACAGGUAGUUAAAGCUCUAUACGAAAAAGACCUGUUAAAGAACAGCGUGAUUAUUUUUUCUACGGACAACGGAGGCCCAGCUGCUGGAUUUAAUUUGAAUGCAGCUUCGAAUUGGCCCUUGAGAGGUGUUAAAAACACACUUUGGGAAGGAGGUGUUAGAGGUACCGGUUUGUUGUGGUCAUCCCAUUUAAAUCGUCCUGGCCGUGUUAGCAGACAAAUGAUUCACAUCACCGAUUGGUUACCGACCCUUUUAUCUAUUGCUGGAAGUGAUACCUCCAAUUUGACGAACAUAGACGGCAUAAAUUUGUGGGAAGCAUUGCGCGAUGACAAAGAAUCACCGCGUAGAACGAUUUUACAUAAUAUCGAUGACAUUUUUCGAGUAUCCGCUAUCACCGUUGGCGAUUGGAAACUGAUGCAAGGUUCUACUUAUAAUGGCGCAUGGGACGGAUGGUAUGGUCCAUCCGGAAGAGAGUGGGUGUAUAACAUUGGUGCAGUAAUUGGUGGCAUGGCAGGUCGUGCAAUAACCAGUUUAGGUCUCUCUCUAACGCCAGAGAAAAUCCAUGAACUUCGAGAUAGUUCGCUCAUCAAGUGCCCACCUAAAAACGACUCUUUACCCGCAUGCAAACCAUUAGAAGCACCAUGCCUUUUCAACGUUCAUCAAGAUCCUUGCGAGGAUAAUAAUCUGGCUCAAGAACUACCCACGAUAUUGAAGAAAUUACAGGAAGAAGUGAAAAAAUUUAAUGCUACGGCAAUUCCUCCAAGCAAUUUGCCAUGGAACAAAAAAGCUGAUCCAAAAUUGUGGGAUCAUACUUGGACUAAUUUCGGGGAUUAUAUCGAUACGACUACUACUGCAGCGGCCUGAAAAAUAAAACUUCUUUUACUUUUUU
Molecule: messenger RNA, 1700 nt
Organism: Vespula vulgaris
Lineage: Eukaryota; Metazoa; Arthropoda; Insecta; Hymenoptera; Vespidae
Product: arylsulfatase B
Exons: 8
Coding region: 17-1675 (552 amino acids)
Source: RefSeq, a predicted model, not a curated record